AAGCAAACGAGAGGAGAAAGUGGAAGCAAGUGAAUGUCAGUGAAAAAAGGCAGUCUGACUGCACAGAAAAGGCACUCUGCAAACAGCGCGCACUCAUUGAGUCAGUUAUAUUCUGAACACGGAGAGCUGGUGUAUUUAAGCUCAAGAAAACAGUUUUCAGUGCAGAGAGACAGCACAGAGACAGACAGAAACAGAGGAAGUGGUGACAAGAGAAGAGUGGAGAGGUUCUUCGUGGAGAGAUGGACUCAGAUUCUGGGGAUCAGAGUGAAGGAGAGAUCUCUCCAGGGCAAGAGAGCUUCAACUCCAAGAGUUUAGCCCUUCAGGCCCAAAAGAAGAUCUUAAGUAAAAUGGCCACCAUGGCCGUGGCAAACCUUCUCACGGACGAUACCAGCAGCGAGAUUCUGGACGAACUCUACAAGGCCAGUCGUGAAUAUACCAAGAGCAAGAAAAAAGCCCACAAGAUCAUCAAAGAUGUCAUCAAGAUCGCCCUGAAGAUUGGCAUUCUCUAUCGAAACCACCAAUUCAGUCCUGACGAGAUGGAGACCGUCGAACGCUUCAAAAAGAAGAUGAACCAGGCGGCCAUGACAGUGGUGAGCUUUUACGAGGUGGAGUACACAUUCGACCGUGGCAUCCUUUCUGAGCUGCUGAUGGAAUGUAGGGACCUUCUCCAUGAGCUGGUGGAGCAGCACUUGACCAUGCGCUCCCACGCGCGGAUCGACCACGUUUUCAACCAUUUCGCAGAUGUGGAUUUCCUGACCGAGCUGUACGGCCCGUCUGAAGAGUACAGACUUAACCUGAGGAAGAUCUGUGAUGGGAUAAACAAAUUCCUAGAUGAGGGCACACUUUAACCUCCAGUUCACAAUUAGUCGGAUGAGACUCCAUCAGGCUACUGGGAACUGAACUGCAGGAUUUUACGCAACUUGUGUUCUUUGGUUUUUGUUUGAAAUUCAGGCAGUCAUGAUAGCUUGAUGAUGUGAUUGUUGCCCAACCUGUAGGGAUCAGAGUAUGUGAGCAGAGUGGAGCGGCAACAAUUUCUUCUCCGCGCUCCUAGCAUUCAAUAAUCACUCCUCUCCAGCUCCGUUUUGGGUUCACCAUUUCCAGCUCGUCGCUCAACUGAUCAGAAACACCGCUCCGCCUUCGCUCCAUGAUGAAAUUGGUGGCUAAAAUACUUCAGAAGCCUAUGUUUUGAAAUAUUAAAGUUCUGUUCAGACCUUAUAUUAAAUGAAUAAUAAAUACACAAUACUAGAAGAAUAGAUUUAUUGUGGUUUAUUGAAACACUACAAUUAGCCGAAGUCUAUAUUAAAUGACUGUUUAACUCACUUGUCUGUGCAGCGUCUUUCUACUCAGGCGAAGCUGAUGUUUGUAGUUACUUCAGAAACAGAAAGAAUAUGUUGUAACUUUUACGUUUUUAAGCUGAUAAAUCACAGGACAGCGUUGACAAUACUUUUCUGCACUCCUGAAUGUUUAUAUGUGCUCACGAUCUGUACGUUAUGUGCGAGCUUGUGUGUUGUGUGUGCAUAAUCAACAAUGUAGCAGCACAUUAGUUUAGAGCGGAGAUUAACUACCUGUACAAUAAAAUGUUUAAAACGUAAAUUCACCCAAUCAAUAUUGAGUGCCCAUCAUGCUACAAACAAACAUGCCUGAGAUAUAACCUCCCGCACUCGUCCAUCGCUGUCAUUAUAACCUUCACCUUCUUUCUGAUUUGAGUGAUAAACAUACA
Molecule: messenger RNA, 1720 nt
Organism: Sinocyclocheilus grahami
Lineage: Eukaryota; Metazoa; Chordata; Actinopteri; Cypriniformes; Cyprinidae
Product: tumor necrosis factor alpha-induced protein 8-like protein 3
Exons: 2
Coding region: 240-848 (202 amino acids)
Biological process (GO): regulation of apoptotic process
Cellular component (GO): cytoplasm
Source: RefSeq, a predicted model, not a curated record